AUGUCUUACCGCGACAACGACGACAACUCCUACGGAGGCAACACCGACAGCUACGGCUCGUCUGGUAACAACAACUCCUCCAGCUACGGCUCGUCUGGCAACACCGGCUCCAGCCGCCGCAACAACGAUGACGACGACAGCUUCGGCUCGUCUGGCAACAACAACAACUCAUCCAGCUAUGGCUCUUCUGGCAACACCAGCUCCGGCCGUCGCGGCAACAACGAUGACGACAGCUUCGGCUCCUCCGGCGGCAACAACAACUCCAGCAGCUACGGCUCCGGCAACAACAACAACUCUAGCAGCUAUGGCUCUUCUGACAACACCAGCUCUGGCCGUCGCGGCAACAACGACGACGAUGACAGCUUCGGCUCCUCCGGUAACACCGGCUUCGGCUCGUCUGGCGGCAACAACAACUCCUCCAGCUACGGCUCUUCUGGCAACACGAGCUCCGGCCGUCGCGGCAACGACGACGACGACGAUAGCUUUGGCUCAUCGGGUAACAAGAGCUCCAGCUAUGGCUCCGGCAACAACAACAACUCGUCUAGCUACGGCUCGUCUGGCAAUGAUAACGACAACUCUGGCUCCUACGGCUCCUCUGGCCGCACUGGUGGCUCGGACUCGUACGGUUCUUCCAACCGUAGCGACGACUACUAA
Akanthomyces muscarius is the source of this 654-nucleotide messenger RNA. RefSeq lists its product as uncharacterized. The record is from RefSeq and is a predicted model, not a curated record. Lineage: Eukaryota; Fungi; Ascomycota; Sordariomycetes; Hypocreales; Cordycipitaceae. The transcript is spliced from 4 exons. Bases 1 to 654 code for a protein of 217 amino acids.